CACUCAGUUCAAAUUCGUUGACGCUGAUCGUUAAACGUACGUCGCAAGGCGAUAAAUCGAAUAGAGUGUAUUUUUUGUCGUGAUUCGUAAAACGUUUUUAUUGUCGUUGUUGUCUUUCAAUUUCACUUCAAUGUGCAGCUAAAUAUACAUAUAUGUAACAGACAUAAAAGCGCCAGUGUAAAACUACAAAACAAAAACAAAUCAACUGCAAUAAAAUAAAAUCAAAUAGAAUAAAGAGAAACGCCACGUCCAAGUAUUCUACAAAUGCAUACUCAUAAAUAAAGCGGCACACAACAUAUAAUUAAAAAUUUUAUCGCAUAGCAACUGUUGAAACAGUUCCCCAACGCAUUACAACACAUAUAUACAUAUAUAUAUAUAUACAAAUCUCUACACACUUUCUUUAAAUACAUAUCAAAUAUAAUAUUAAAAGAGCGUCAAACUAAAGCCGAGCUAAAAACUUCCAGUGCAUUUCCAAUGUAGCCCUUUAUGGUUAAUUAGCACGAGCCCGUUGUGUGACUAUAUAACAGUUUCGUGUUAAAUCUCAAAAAAGUGGCAGUUAUCAUCAAUAUAACAACACCACAAUACAACAAAACCGUGCAAAUUUCUAGCAAAAAACAACGCGGACUUUUGCGUGACUCACCACAGCCAACAAAUUUUCUGUUCCUCAAAUGGGUUGACUUGUGAUAUUUAAACUUCCUGGACCCGGGAAACAAAAGGGAUACAUUUUGAACCUCUGUACAUUUUAUCAUAUUGCCGACAACAAAAGCUGAGCUGCUACGGGACAUAGCGGCGAACCGAACAAAAGAAAACCACCAAGCUAAAGAACCACCACAACGCAACGCACUUAACCCACUCGAUAGAUUAACAAUAAUUAGUGUGCAAUUUAUAAUUGGAUUUUGAUUUGAUUUUAAUGAAACACUGCUAAAGAGCAGCGCCACCACCGAUGAACCAAACGGCCGUUUCGCUUGACAGCGUGGCCACCGUAAUCAUUAUCGACACCAGCAGCAGCAGCAUCAGCAGCAACAGCAGCCGGCAGCAUCAAUAUCCUGGCCAGGUGAUUACCAUCAAACUGGGCCACUCCUACGCCACACGUGCCGAUCUCAACUAUUGCCCACAACAGCCGCUGGGCGAGUGAAUUGUGAAGUGAAAACCAUCGCCAAAAAUCAGACUCACAUUUAUAGAUAGCCACAGCUAAAGCUAAAAAAAGGGGGGAAACCAAAUCGAUCGUGCAAAUUUUGUUUGCUUUAACCCGGUAAAAAGGCGGCUUCAAGACGGACGGAACCAUGCUAAAAGUCGUUGGUGCAUCAUGGCAAAAAACGCGGAUAGGAACGUAUAUACUGAUCGGUGCCGGUUUACUGGUGAUCGGUGCGUUCUUCAUCGGCUCCAUGGACCGUCCACAUUACGAUGGCACCUACUGUGCCACCGCCACAUGGACCAAGAAGGUUGGCUUUCGCAUCGAGAACUGGAAGCAACAAAACGAUUUGGUUAACAUACCCAAAGGCGUGGCCAGAAUAUGCUACAAGGAUUCGGUCUUUGAGAAUGGUUGGGCACAAAUUGAGGUGGAGACGCAACGAAGUUAUCCAGACUGGGUGCAGGCAUUUGCCGCUGGCAUGUUGGAGGGUUCGCUGACCUGGAAGAACAUUUACAAUCAGUGGGCCAACACAAUUUCAUCGUCCUGCGAUCGGGAUGAGAGCUCGCAAAAGUUUUGCGAGUGGCUGCGCGAACUGCUCACGCAAAACUAUGAAGAUCUGCAGGCGCAGGCGGAGGCGAAGGCCAAACACGAUCACUACUGGCAUCAGGUGCAUUUAAUACUUAAUCAGCUGAAGGGCUUGGAGACGGGCUACAUCAGAGGCGCAACACGUGCACGCUCCGAUCUGGAGGAGGAAAUUCCAUUAUCAGAUUUUCUGCUCAUGAAUGCGGCCGCUGAUAUUCAGGAUCUGAAGGUCUACUAUGAGAACUAUGUGCUGCCCAAUGGCACUGCCGAGGUAGGCAGUAAGAACUUCUUCCUGCCAAGUGCUUCGAUGCUGACGCGGAUUCUGAAACAGGAAGAGAAGCUGGCGCAGUCGUCAUCGGAGUCGCUGCAGUUGCUCUUUGGCCACAGCACCGCUGGCAGCUAUUCGUCCAUGUUGCGCAUACAGAAACGCUACAAGUUUCACUAUCAUUUUACGCCCGAUUCACGCAGCAACACAGUGCCCGGCGCGGAUAUCACUUUCACCGGUUAUCCGGGCAUCAUUGGCUCCACGGAUGAUUUCUAUGUGGUCAAGGGAAGACAUGUGCAGUCCAUUGUUGGCGGCGUUGGCAUCAAGAACGAGAAUCUCUCACUGUGGCAGGGUGUGAAUGUGACGAAUAUGGUGCCACUUGUGGUGCGUGUAAUGGCCGCCAAUCGCAUUGCCCAAGAUCGACGCACCUGGGCGCGUGCCAUGUCUCGUCAUCCGUCGACGGGUGCCAAGCAGUGGAUCAGUGUCGAUCUGAAUAAGCUUGGCUCACAGGAUAAUCUCUACAAUGCGCUCGAUGCAGAUGAGAAAUAUGAUGAUGCUCCAGUCGCUCUCAAUGAGCGCGAUAAUGCGGCCAUCAAUGAGCGACAUGAUCAGUUGAAGAACAUGGUCUGGAUUGUGGAACAGCUGCCGGGACGUAUGCAUAGUAAGGAUGUCACCGAACAUUUUCUUGUGGCCGGCAAUUCCACCUGGCUGGCCAAUGGUCUGCCCUAUUUCAAUGAGACGAUGGAGGCCAGCGGCAUCGUGCGCGAUAACAACAGCGAGGAUCAGGAUCUAACGCCCGCCGAGGAGGCGGAACUAACCAAUUUGGAGGCAGUGGAUAAAUUUCUACGCAAACACGGGUUUCGCGGCGAUUUACUGGGCGAUGAAUCGAUUGCCUAUGGCAACAUUGACCUCAAGCUCUUCUCGUACAAUGCGCGAUUGGGCAUGAGUGAUUAUCACGCCUUUGCCGGACCAAUCUUCCUGCGAUUGCAGCAUGCCCAGCAGCCCAGAUCACUGGAGGAGAGCCACAACCAGCUGUCGUCGGAUCAGCCAGCGCCCGCUUCUGCCAUCGGUGAUGAGCGGCUAAGUGUGAGCAUCGAUGAUGCAGCUGCUCUAGCAGAGUUGGAGAGAAUUACGGAACGGCGACCGGUGAGGAAUGAUUUGCGAGCGAUUGCCAUGCGAAAGAUUGGCAGCGGUCCCUUUAAAUGGUCGUCGAUGAGCAGCGUGGAUGAUGCCAAUCACGAGGGUCAUCCCGACGAGUUUAACUUUGACAAGGUGUCGCCAAAGUGGUCCUGGUAACCCAAACCGUUCCCUGGAAUUCUUACUUGUUAGUGUCGCAAUUGCCACUGCAAAGCAAUAAGAAUGCCUUCCCCUCGUCCCCUCUCAAAUUCGAAAUUUAAGAUUCGUCUGAAUGUGUGUUCCUAGCUGAUAACUUGUCGUACGUAGUUAAAGUAAAUUAAAUUGUGUUGCGUCCAUA
Messenger RNA from Drosophila grimshawi, 3453 nucleotides. RefSeq names its product putative phospholipase B-like lamina ancestor (gene lama). The record is from RefSeq and is a predicted model, not a curated record. The transcript has 5 exons. Gene Ontology annotation, cellular component: extracellular region. Lineage: Eukaryota; Metazoa; Arthropoda; Insecta; Diptera; Drosophilidae. Gene Ontology annotation, biological process: phospholipid catabolic process. Gene Ontology annotation, molecular function: glycerophospholipase activity. Bases 1284 to 3275 code for a protein of 663 amino acids.